Messenger RNA from Symbiodinium sp. CCMP2456, 726 nucleotides. The record is from the annotation of a GenBank genome assembly. NCBI's taxonomy places the organism in Eukaryota, Dinophyceae, Suessiales, Symbiodiniaceae.
AUGGAUCCGGAGAUGGAAGGUGCAGUUGGUGAUGCCACGCUUGCUUAUGAAGCGGGCGGUCCAGGCGAAAUACCAGAAGUGAGCACGUUUACUAGCAUGCCGCCGCCGGCAUUGUCACCCCCGGCAGCCGUUGCGAUUGAGCACGAGGCGCCUACCUUGGCAUAUGGAGACACGCUCGUGUUGCAACCGGAAGAUGAUGCAGAGGCAGUGCCAACGGAGCCUUGUCCGGAGGCAGUGCCGGAGGCAGUGCCAGAAGCUCCCGCGGAGAUGGCAUCCAGAUCCAGUGAGUCUCCGCAGCCCCUCGAAGCUGGAACGGGUCGACGGACUGAAUCUGGUGGACGACUGGCCGCAUCGGGUCUUCGACUUCGACUCUGGCACAAGCAGCCGCCGCCAACAGGAUAUGUCCCUCCGCGCAGAGCAUCUCGAGCAAAACCCAAGGCGCGCUCGUCUGCACCUGCAAAGAGGUCUGCGGCAUCUGUCGCUCCAGCUGAGCCUCACUCUGCCGGCGAGAUGGUAGGUUGCAGAGUCUCCGUGACAGGUGAUGGAUGGGGUGGCGGAACCGGAGGGUACGAGGCCACCGUCGUGGACUCCGAUGACCUCUCCCUGACGGUUAUAUACAGAGACGAUGACAAGAAAUGGAAGGAGACCCACGUCCUGCGCCGACACUGUGAUCUUCUUGAUGCCCCUCAGGCUGAGGCCCCUGAGACUGACUUAGGCAUAUUAUAG